ACGGAUACACAAGACAGUACGCAGGCCGAAGCUACAGAGCAACCGCCUGUUGACGAAGGCCCUCAGAUACCGGAACAUGUUACAUAUAUUCUAAUUGGUGCAGGUACCGCCUGUUAUUCUGCAUUCAAAACAAUUAGCAAAAGAGAUCCGAAAGCUAGGAUCCUUUUGAUUGGUGAAGAAGACUAUGUACCGUAUAUGAGACCGCCACUUUCUAAGGAAUUGUGGUUUAACGAAGAUGCUAAUGUUGCAGAAACUCUAAGAUUUGUGCAGUGGAAUGGUCGUGAGGGAGGAGUUUUUUAUCAAGAAAAGGAUACUUAUUUAACUCCCAAGCAACUAGCUGAAGGCCAAACAGGUGCUGCGGUUAUCUGCGGCAAGAAGGUCGUUGGUAUCGAUUCUGUCGCUAGAAAAGUAACACUAGAUGACGGUACUCGAAUUGGCUAUGACAAAUGCUUGAUCGCAACAGGUGGUUUUCCGAAAAGUUUACCUAUAUUUAAAAAUUCUCCACAGGAAGUUAAAGACAAAGUGUCAUUUUAUCGUAAUGUUACAGACUUUAAAAAUCUUGACGGUAUCGUACGUAAAGCAGAGAGUGUUACAAUAGUUGGUGGGGGAUUUUUGGGCAGCGAAUUGGCCUGCGCAUUGGCACGAAGAGGUCGCUCUACUGGAUUAAAGGUCCACCAAGUAUUCCCAGAAGAGGGUAAUAUGGGUAGAGUUUUCCCCAAAUAUCUAUGUGACUGGACCACAAAAAAAGUUGAAGAAGAAGGUGUUCAUGUUAUUCCUAAUAAUACCAUUUCAAAGGUUGAAUUAGAAGAUAAUAAAGUCUCUCUGUCACUAAAGUCUGGUGAAAAAAUUGCUAGUGAUCACGUUAUACUUGCUGUCGGCUUGGAGCCAAAUACAGAGUUGGCAUCAUCUGCACAGUUAGAAGUUGACGAUAAAGAAGGGGGAUACAGAGUCAACUCGGAGUUGCAGGCUAGAAGUAAUAUAUGGGUGGCUGGUGAUGCAGCUUGCUUUUAUGAUAUCAAACUUGGACGAAGGCGUGUGGAGCAUCAUGAUCACGCCGUUGUCAGCGGUAGACUAGCUGGAGAAAAUAUGACAGGAGCAGGGAAACCGUAUUGGCAUCAAUCCAUGUUUUGGAGUGAUCUUGGGCCACACAUUGGGUAUGAGGCUAUUGGCGUAAUUGAUUCUUCCUUACCGACUGUUGGUAUAUGGGCAAAAGCUACGAAAGCGGAUUCACCCAAAGCAGUUGUAGAGGCAUCAGACGAUAAUAUCCGCUCUACAGCACAAGAGGACGCAGCACCUGAGACCCCUGCUGUAGCACCAGAAGCUAGCAGCAACUCUGACGUUCUUAAUAGUGAGAAGUUUGGUAAAGGUAUUGUAUUUUAUACAAGAAAUGAUGUAGUUGUUGGUAUCAUCAUGUGGAAUACUUUCCAACGUAUGCCAAUUGCUAGAAAAGUAUUGAAAGAAGGCAAAAAAUAUACUCCAAAUGAACUUCAAGAGUUAGCCAAGCAAUUUAACAUCCUUGGCCAGGAAUAA
Messenger RNA from Trichoplax adhaerens, 1530 nucleotides. RefSeq lists its product as uncharacterized. The transcript is spliced from 13 exons. The record is from RefSeq and is a predicted model, not a curated record. NCBI's taxonomy places the organism in Eukaryota, Metazoa, Placozoa, Uniplacotomia, Trichoplacea, Trichoplacidae. Gene Ontology annotation, biological process: apoptotic process; mitochondrial respiratory chain complex assembly. The annotation marks the transcript as partial. Gene Ontology annotation, cellular component: cytoplasm; mitochondrion. Gene Ontology annotation, molecular function: NAD(P)H oxidase H2O2-forming activity; FAD binding; protein dimerization activity.